CUUACAUCACCGAUGUAUGCAGCAGCAUCCAUUUAAUCAAAUAAAAGUAUACCAAUUCCUACCCCCUCACAACCCACCCACCUUCGUACACCAAAUCCACAUCCACAACACCAUACAUACAUACACUCAACUCAACUCCCAAAAUCCAAAGAAAUCAAAUUCAAAAUGACCUACACCAUCACCUCCCCACCCCCGUCCCUCUGCCCGCCCACCAGCGCCGCCAUGAUCUCCUUCCUCGAGAACUUCUACCGCAUCAGCGACACCGAAUCCCUCCACAACGACUACGUGACGAAUUUCACGGAAGAUGCGACGCUCAUUAUGGGCUCGAAGGUUGCCAAGGGAUUGGAUGAGAUCUUGAAUUUGCGACACGGGCUCUGGACGCACGUCGCGCGCCGCAAACACACCCCCGAGCGGGUGUAUUUCGGUGCGGAGAGAGAACUCAUGCUGUAUGGGACGGUGAGGUAUGUGCUCAGGAAGGAUGUCGAGGCUGGGAAGGAGGAUGAGAUUGAGGUGCCCUGGGCGGGGAGAGUCGUGUUUGAUGAGAAGGUUGAGAAGAUGCGGUUUUAUCAGGUUUAUUUGGAUCCGACGGCGCAGGGUGGGAAGAAAUGAGGACUUGGUACUGCGGAGGUGUAGGUUAUGGGGUUAGGAUUGGGUUGGUGAGAGGAAGAAGAGUAUAGAUGUUGAUAAGUUGGGGUUAUCU
Aspergillus welwitschiae is the source of this 700-nucleotide messenger RNA. RefSeq lists its product as uncharacterized. The transcript has 3 exons. The record is from RefSeq and is a predicted model, not a curated record. NCBI's taxonomy places the organism in Eukaryota, Fungi, Ascomycota, Eurotiomycetes, Eurotiales, Aspergillaceae. The coding region runs from base 166 to 609 and encodes 147 amino acids.